AUGGCUAAUAUGCCUGGUGCAAUUGGUUGCUCUUAUGUCUUCGUCAGAACCAAAGGCUCCUCGUGGUUAGCAGAAUUCAAAGGUGUAUGGUUCCAGUCCAGUGACCAUCUAGUAGAUGCAACUUUGCCUGCUACUGAAGUCAAAUCAUCAGAACUGAGUAUAAGGAAUGUUAUAGGAGAAACAAAGACUUCCAUAGCUUCUGGAAAUGAGCAUAUUGGGGAGAAGCAAUUAACGGAUGUCUUCUUGUAA
Messenger RNA from Prunus armeniaca (apricot), 249 nucleotides. The record is from the annotation of a GenBank genome assembly. NCBI's taxonomy places the organism in Eukaryota, Viridiplantae, Streptophyta, Magnoliopsida, Rosales, Rosaceae.